Messenger RNA from Penicillium bovifimosum, 1809 nucleotides. RefSeq lists its product as uncharacterized. The transcript has a single exon. NCBI's taxonomy places the organism in Eukaryota, Fungi, Ascomycota, Eurotiomycetes, Eurotiales, Aspergillaceae. The record is from RefSeq and is a predicted model, not a curated record. The coding region runs from base 1 to 1809 and encodes 602 amino acids.
AUGCUCCGGCUACUUACGACAUUCAGCUCGCGCACAGGCCGAGUUGCGCUGCUCGCUAUCUUUUUCAUACUCAGCUUGACCUGGAUGUUGCUAUCGCCCAGUCAUGAUAAUCCAGGGCUGCCGACGUACUCCGCACGCUAUGGCCAUAACAGUCCUCACCCCAUCGAUUCUCUGAUACAAACCGCAGAGAACGACCUGCAGGACCUCCUGGAAACCGAAGCGCACGACCUUCAAGAUGCCGCCGAUAAAUACCGCGCACGUCGCGGGAGACACCCUCCUCCCGGGUUCGCGGAAUGGUACAAAUUCGCCAAGUCAAAGGAUUCCUUGAUUGUCGAGGAGUUCUUCGACCAAAUCUACACCGACCUAACUCCAUACUGGGCGCUGGAACCGAAGGAACUACGACGACUGGCUCGAAGCAUUCCGACCCGGAUUCUUGUGCGCAACAAAACCGCGAUAAUGAAGACAGACGAGCCAAGGAGCUGGAUGGACUCGUGGUAUGAUCUGGUCUCGAAGUUGGAGGAUGGACUUCCUGAUCUCGAUAUGCCAAUCAAUGUUAUGGAUGAGACUAGACUCGUUGUCCCCUGGGAGACCAUAACUGAGUAUAUGCAAAAGGAGAAGGUGAACCGCGUUAUGCCGAGUCCUAGUCAUGUCAAAUCAGAAUACAUGUCUCUAAAUGAUUGGGAUGGCGAAGAUGUGGAGCCUUACAAUCCUGGAUUUACAGUCCCAGGCGAGGGAGGCUACUGGGAAAUGGCUCGGGUUGGCUGUCCUCCCGGAAGUCCCGCGCGCAAUACGAACCUACCCAUGGUGGACUUUAACGAGCCUCCGUGGGAAUAUGGCAACUUUGAGAGGCUGUCAUAUCAUGGCUACGUAUCGAACUUUAGUCUCGCCAAGGACCCGUGUGUGCGGCCAGAGAUGCAAGUCCUGCACGGUACUUUCCUCGAGCCAGUUUCUGUUUCAACCUCCCACAAUCUUAUGCCACUGUUUGGUGGUUCCAAGCUUCCUAUGAACAAUGAGAUUCUCCUUCCCCCAGCAAUGUACUGGGCGCAGAACGACCACUACUCUGGUGGGGAGCAAGAACACGGUGGGCCCUGGGAGUCGAAGACAAACAAGGCCGUGUGGCGAGGAGCUGCCACUGGAGGCCGAGCUCGUGAACCUAAUUGGACGGGCUUCCAGAGACACCGCUUCAUGGCGAUGAUGAACGCAACGGCAGUGGCCCAGGCCGAGAAGAAUCAAGGCCAUGGGAUCAACUUUAGACUGCCAAAUUAUGCCGACUACAAACUGAAAGACGACGGCUCUGUCCCCCAACUUCUCGCCGAUCAUACCGAUACAGGUUUCAAUCACCUUGUUUGCCACCCCUACAUUGAAUCAGACCCGCGCUGCCCAUACCUUGAUCCGUACUUCGAAGUCGCACCCGGUAUGGCGAUGAAGACGAUGUACGACUUUAAGUACCUGCCCGAUCUUGAUGGAAACUCAUUUAGCGGUCGAUACCGCGGGUUCAUGCUGUCUACUUCCCUUCCUAUAAAGGCCACUAUCUACAAUGAGUGGCAUGACUCGCGCCUGAUACCUUGGGUACACUUUGUCCCCAUGGAUACAACCUAUCUCGAUAUUUAUGGAAUUCUGGCUUACUUCCUCGGUGGCCGGGAUGAUACAGCCCGGAAGAUUGCUCUUGCUGGUAAAUCCUGGGGUGAAAAGGUGCUUCGACGUGAAGACAUGCAGAUUUAUACGUAUCGACUUCUUUUGGAGUAUGCUCGCAUCUGUGAUGAUCAGAGGGAAUUCCUCGGUUAUGUUGAUGACCUCAAAGCAGCUUGA